AUGGAAAUGCUCAUUGCGUUCUGUAAAAUGGUUCUGAAGAAAAAGCACUUGAAAGAUGUGCAUCUCCAACAAGUGUCUGUAAGAAGGUUCACAUCGUUCAAUCUCUUUUCAAUAGAAGACCGGAACGUGGAAGAGGGGACUGGGUCCUGGGUUCAGUAUAAAAGCAUCUUUUAUCCUGAGUAUAGUGUGUCCUUAAGAUUUCAUAAUGGAAUUUUAAAUGUUGAAGAUGUUCUUACAAGUUUUGACAACACAGGGAAUGUCUGUCUCUGGCCAUCUGAAGAAGUGCUGGCUUACUACUGCCUAAAGCACAAUGAAAUGUUCAGGGACCUUGCUGUGUGUGAGCUAGGGGGUGGCAUGACAUGCUUGGCUGGGCUCAUGGUUGCUAUUUCUGCAGAUGUCAAAGAAGUUCUGUUAACUGAUGGAAAUGAAAAGGCCAUCAAAAAUGUAAGUGACAUCAUCACAAGAAACCAAAAUGCGGGAGUAUUUAAGGCUCAGAAAGUGGCAAGCUGCAUUUUACGAUGGGAUAAUGAGACAGAUGUCUCUCAACUGGAAGGACAUUUUGACAUUGUUAUGUGUGCUGACUGCCUGUUUCUGGACCGGUACAGAGCUAGCCUUGUUGAUGCAAUAAAGAGAUUACUCCAACCCAGUGGAAAAGCAAUGGUAUUUGCUCCACUCAGAGGGAAUACUUUAAACCAGUUUUGCAAUCUAGCUGAAAAAGCUGGUUUCUCUAUCCAAAGACAUGAAAAUUAUGAUGAACACAUUUCGAACUUCCACUCCAAGCUGAAAAAUGAAGAAAAAGAUACAUAUGAGGAAAACCUGCAUUACCCUUUUCUUCUUGUUUUAACCAAACACAGAUAGAAGAUGACACUGUUUGUUGGUUUGUUUUGAGAUGGACUACUCAAAAUAAAUCCAUGUACGUGGAUGGUCAGGAAGUGGGAGGGUUCUGUUUCUCCACCUUUUGUUCCUAAGUGAUCGUUAUAGAAAUAUUUCUAAUAUUCCUAAGUACUGAAGAAGAUACCGUGUUUUGUUUCAUAUAUUACAGUGUGUAAACGUUGAGGCAUCUAUCUGUAUCAUUUUAGAACUUAUUUUUCCAAUUAUAUUCCUGCCUAAAAUCAGCCAGACUUCAAAUGUAUACAUAAACAAAGGUGUAAAGCGAGCUUCCGUCUCUCUUGUGCCUUUAAACUUGCAUGCACUUUGUUAAUCUCUUCAAAUGCUACUUUUGGGUUCUAUUUGAAAAUACAUGAGUCAUAUACUUUGUGGUGGUAUAUAACUGGCUGUUCACUAUUUUCAUUUAAUGAGGAAGAUAAUAGUUUUCUUAGGAUCUUUAAAAAGUGCACCUAUUGCAUCCUAGGAUUUUUCUGUCUUUCUUGACAUUCCACUGUGGAUUUUUCUAUCCAUUCAAAAUUGAAAUGUCCUAAUUUGCUUCCAUGAUGAAGGUUUUGUAAUAUAUAUGUGUAUAUAUCUUUUUUUUACAGCAGGACUUUUCUUCUGUAGAUGUAUAAGAAAAUAUGCAUCAGACAAAAGCCUCAUAAACUGACCAUUUGUCCUUUGGACACAAUAGCCUGCCCAGCCCCUCUGCUCCUCCUCUCCAAUUAUGUGUGAUUAGUCUCAGUGUGUUGUGUCAAGAAGGGGGAGUGUGCUGAGUGCUUAUUAUCUGUUUAGGUACAAGAAGAGCACAUUUAGGUUCUGACUAUGAAUGGAAAGUGAGCCUUUAUCAGGACUAAAAUCUAAAUGCUACUGUCCUAGAAAUCGCUUUUUUAAAAAAUACGUCCUUUUCUGAUACAUUCUGAGAAACACUAUAGCAGCUGAAGGAUUUUGUAGUUUAAUCGAAUUAUCUCACUUGAACUAGUUUAAAUUGUGAUAUACUGUGUUUAUAAACAUUUAAUAUGACUUUUCUUGCACGGGCAAGGGCAAAGAUCCUACAAAGAAAGAGGACAUUUUCUUUUUUUCUUAACAGUUUAAUAAAAUAAUUUAAUGACCUCUCAGGAAAACAACCUGGAUCAUUAAAGAAUCCUGUACAGUCUCUAACCAGAACACUUUGAAAAUGAUGAAAAAAGAGAGAGGGAUAUAGAGACAGACAGAGGACAUGACUGAGAGAGGGAAGUACUAAAUGCAUGGAAGUGUAGAGGUUCAUGUUGAAAUGCAUUUGUUAAAAUAAUUACAUUUUCGCAAUAAGCUUUCUUCCAUAUUUAACAAAUUGGGCAGCAUGUAAACCGCGAGCUCGUGAAAGUCCCUUUCUUUUUGCUCCUCUCAAGUAAAAUUCUUCACUACCGGUUUGCAUGUCCUUGUAUUCAAUACUUUUUAUGCUCCAUUAGAGCACCUAGAUGGAUCUCAGAAGGCAUAGGUCAAGUCGCAGUUAGAUCAUACAUUUCUUUCUCACAAAAACUUGAAUUGCAAUGCCAAGUGAUGGGCUAACAUCACAAUAACAGCAAUUUAUUCCUCUUUUGAUAAAAAGCAGUCUAUUCUCAGUGUUAGAUAAAGACCAGGGGCAAUGCAAACCAACCAUUUAUUCUAGAAUUGAGUAGCAGAUAUCCCCUAUAGCUGGUAUGAGUUUCGUAUUCAAACUCUUGUUGGAAGAUAUUCAUCUAAUAAGAAAUGAAAAGCAUUUAGGAAUAGUUUAAAGUUGCUGUAAAGGUGGCUUUGGUUUAAUUGCUUGUGUUCUGUUUGGCCCACAGAGCAGUGCCUUUGUUUCCUCUAAAAAUAUGUACAAGCAAAUCUUUAUAAUCAGCAAAGGAAAGUAAAAAAAUAGCAACAUAUGUGAAUCUUUUAUUUUUGAGAGGGCUUGAACAUCUACCGUAUGAUAAACUAAUAAAGAUUAUUAGUUGC
Molecule: messenger RNA, 2826 nt
Organism: Struthio camelus australis
Lineage: Eukaryota; Metazoa; Chordata; Aves; Struthioniformes; Struthionidae
Source: RefSeq, a predicted model, not a curated record